Paramisgurnus dabryanus is the source of this 2160-nucleotide messenger RNA. It is a transcript of the gene ltap1, whose product is annotated as chromosome 13 C1orf43 homolog. Lineage: Eukaryota; Metazoa; Chordata; Actinopteri; Cypriniformes; Cobitidae. The record is from RefSeq and is a predicted model, not a curated record. Gene Ontology annotation, biological process: phagocytosis.
AGCUCACAUUGAAAACACGCGACGAAGUAAUCGAGACAUGUCAACAAAACCGAGCACUACAUCCUGAUAUUUGUGCCGUCCAUCUAAAUAAUAUUGAUUAUAUGUGUUCUUUAACUUUUUAUGGGCAGUUAUUGAGCGACUGAUAUUUCAUAAUGCAACAAGGACAAACGCUUUCGGGUGUAAAUAUUGUGCUUGUUAUGACCUACGGUAGCCUGGUUUUUGUGCUACUCUUCAUUUUUGUGAAAAGACAGAUUAUGAGAUUCGCCAUGAAGUCUCGCAGAGGACCUCACGCCGCAUUGGGUCAUAACGCACCAAAGGAGCUAAAAGAAGAGAUUGACUCCCGUUUGUCAAAAGUAAAUGACAUUCGCUUUGAACCACGUCUGCUUGCUAAGGAGGAUGACAGACUGAAGCAUCAAGGACAGAAUGGCUGUUAUAACUAUCUCUUCAGAAUGCAAGCAUUAGAUGCCAUCAGAGACUCUGAUAUUCCAUUCCAUGAGUUGUGUCACAGUGCCAGCGCUCUGACUGGACGACGCUACAGGAAUUGGCUGAUGGAGCUUAGGAACUCUCAGUCUCUCUUCAAGUCAAAUCACAGCACACUCAUAGAGCGAUUACUGGAAGGAUACGACAGGGCUCGCCACGGCACCGGGGUGUUUGGUGAAUCAGAGUUUGUAAAGUAUAAGGAGGACCUGGCUGAACUGGCCAAUAUUGUAAAACUCCGCUCCAGCACCACAAGUCUUAACCAGCAGCAUCAAUCGGCCGCUAAAGAUCUUACCAGCUCCUCCGGACCCUCUAACGCCUCCACUAUUCAGGUCACAUACCUGCCCUCCACCAGCCAGCGCAGCAAGAGGCCCAAGCAUUUCCUGGAGCUCAAAAACUUUAAAGACAAUUACAACACUUUAGAGAGCACACUGUGACCUUUUGUGUCAAAACUGUGACUGAGUAAUAGAGAAACUUUAAACCAAAAUCAUUCACUGGAAAAAUGAAAGUGAGAGUAGAUCUAGAAGUGGAAAUUUAUAAGAAAUGUUAAAAUGCAAAAAAAGGCAUUUGGCAUUCUGUGCUUUCAAUGUGAAUCAGUGUUUUGGGAGAGCUUCAAAGUAACCACUUCCCUUUAGACUGGAUGCAUUUUUUAAAGGCAUAACUACUAUUUCCUAUUAGAUGUCCCUUUAAUAUGAAAAUCUAAAGGUCAUGGUGUAUUAUCAUAGUCAAAUAAGCAACGACAGUAACCCAAGCUUUAAUCAAGAUUUGACUGAGAUAACAUUUCUAAUGAAAUCGGUUUCAUUCUGUAUCAAGAGUAACAUGGAAUCAAAUUGUCUUCAAAUCGCUAUUCUCAAGAACGGUUACAAAAAUCAGGCCAGAUGUUAUCAUUCCCACAGAUAAUAAAAGGUAACACAAUUACAUAAUAUUACUUCCCGAAUGUGGUCCUCAUUUUUGUAAGUGCACUUUUUUAAAUCUUUGAUUAGUUCAUGUAAAUUUGUAUAUAAAACAAGGAAAGCAAUUGCAGUCAUGCAUUUUAUAUGGUGGUUCGGAUGAAUGUGUAGCUUUAAGAGCUACAGUAUGAGAGAUUGUAUGUUGAACAUAUUAUGUAUUAUAAAGUCUAUCUGAUCAAAUGUGAUUGUCUCGAUGUUUUAUACCGCAGACUUAUCUUACUGCCAUGCCUGUAAUAGAAUCAACUUAAAGAUGCAGUUUUUUUAUCUUUCUAUGCAUUUUACUCUCUCACUUAAAUGGUUGUUUACGUGUAUAAUAAUAUGCAGUGGAGCAUUUGGGCAACGUCCUUAAUAGGCCAACAGUGUAAUAGAUGAUUACUGUGUGUGUUUUGCAGUAUAUGUGUUUUAUUACAUGUGUGAAAAGACUUCUUGGUGUAAUGGCACUCAUAUUAAACUUAGUUGUAAUGCUAUUAUAAAGACAGAGAGGACUAUCAACUAGAUGACUACCACAUUUCUUUGUUGGCUUGAGUUGAGAAGUCAAGUUGACAACACUGUUGAGAAACUACUUUAUUUAAAUAAAAUACAUAAGGUGCAUUCGUAUUAAUUUAAGCUUUGAAAAUCACUUUACUACAAAAAUAUUAAGCAACAAGAUGUUAUUUGCCAUCACAAACUCAAGAAUACAUAUAAGGUUCACACAAAGAAAAAAGCAUACAAAAAAGUAUUUACAAACAUGAAC